Molecule: messenger RNA, 1311 nt
Organism: Sciurus carolinensis (gray squirrel)
Lineage: Eukaryota; Metazoa; Chordata; Mammalia; Rodentia; Sciuridae
Gene: Pex16
Product: peroxisomal biogenesis factor 16
Exons: 11
Coding region: 182-1189 (335 amino acids)
Biological process (GO): peroxisome organization
Cellular component (GO): peroxisomal membrane
Source: RefSeq, a predicted model, not a curated record
GUGACUGCAGAGAUGGGGGAAAGGUGGUUCAAAGGCUCUUCACGUAACCAUCCUUCGACCCGCGGAAGUUAAGCAACCGGGAGGCGGGCCCAGUACCGGAAGCAGGAAGGAGGGCGCAGGAAGCAGGGCGCCGCAGCCAGUCGUUCUGUGGGUCCGUGGCUCUGUUGGUGCCGAGGGCAGGAUGGAGAAGCUGCGGCUCCUGGGCCUCCGCUACCAGGAGUACGUGACUCGUCACCCGGCCGCCACGGCUCAGCUGGAGACUGCAGUGCGGGGCCUCAGUUACCUGCUGGCAGGUCGCUUCUCUGAUUCGCACGAGCUGUCAGAGCUGGUGUACUCUGCCUCUAACCUGCUCGUGCUGCUCAAUGACGGGAUCCUUCGGAAGGAACUGCGGAAAAAGUUGCCUGUGUCGCUGUCCCAGCAGAAGCUGCUGACAUGGCUGAGUGUAUUGGAGUGCGUGGAGGUGUUCAUGGAGAUGGGGGCUGCCAAGGUGUGGGGCGAAGUGGGCCGCUGGCUCGUCAUCGCUCUCAUCCAGCUGGCCAAGGCUGUCUUGCGGAUGUUCCUGCUGAUCUGGUUCAAGGCUGGCCUCCAGACCUCACCCCCCAUCGUUCCGCUGGACAGGGAGACCCAGGCACAGUCCUCGGAGGGUGACCACAGCCCGGGAAGCCAGGAGCAGUCCUAUGUGGGGAAGCGGUCGAACCGAGUGGUGCGAACCCUCCAGAACACCCCGUCCCUACACUCGAGGCACUGGGGAGCUCCCCAGCAACGGGAGCAGCGGCAGCAGCAGCACGAGGAGCUGAGCAUCACCCCCACCCCCCUGGGGCUGCAGGAAACCAUUGCAGAGUCCUUGUACAUCACCCGGCCCCUGCUGCACCUGCUCAGCCUGGGUCUGUGGGGUCAGCGGUCGUGGACACCCUGGCUCCUGUCUGCUGUUGUGGACGUGACCAGCUUGAGCCUUCUGAGUGACAGGAAGGGCCUGACGCGCAGGGAACGGCUAGAGCUGCGGCGCCGCACCUUCGUGCUGCUCUUCUACCUGCUGCGCUCCCCGUUCUACGACCGCUUCUCUGAGGCCAAAAUUUUUUUCCUGCUGCAGCUGCUGGCAGACCACGUCCCCGGUGUUGGCCUGGUUGCGAGGCCGCUCAUGGAUUACUUGCCGGCCUGGCAGAAGAUUUAUUUCUACAGUUGGGGCUGACACACCUUGGAAGCGGGGUGCGGGAGGAGCAGGAUGGCAUGCUCUGCCAUCUGGCGGGGCCUGCUCACCCUCAGCCCCCCACCCCGUCCCUCUUCCCUAAUAAAACUGACUCUGGCACCGUC